AUGCCUAUAUAUGGUUCAAUGUUCAAUAUUUUAUCCAGAAAUAUCUCUACAUCAACAAUAUGUAAUCAAAUAAUAAAAUUGACAAGAUUAAGAGUUGUAGAUAAUAGUGAAAUUGGAAAACAAGCUAUGAUGGAAGGAAAACCACCACGUUGUAUUCAUAUUUAUAAUAAAAAAGGAAUUGGUUAUAUAGGAGACAGAGUAUUAGUUGCCAUAAAGGGUGAAAAGAAAAAAGGUAUAUUGGUUGGUUUGAAACAACAACAAAAUCCUAAAGUUCCAAGAUUUGAUAGCAAUAAUAUAGUUCUUAUAGAUGACAAUGGUACACCUUUGGGUACUAGGAUCCAUGUACCAAUUCCUCAUAUUCUUAGAACAAUUAUGAAAAAGAAGACACAUAGCAAAGGUGCAGAUUAUACAAAAUUAUUAGCUAUUGCUACUAAGUUCGUAUAAUAUUUAUUUAUAAAUAUUAAAUUAUUUAUCUAUUUUAAAUAGUUGAAAAUUUUGUUAUAAUAUAUAUGUGAAUAUGCGUAUAUAUGUAUGUGCAUUUAUGUAUUAGUACACAAAAUUUAAAAAAAAAUAAAAUGUCAAAAUUCAAUACUAA
This is a messenger RNA of Apis cerana (Asiatic honeybee), 595 nucleotides long. It is a transcript of the gene mRpL14, whose product is annotated as mitochondrial ribosomal protein L14. The record is from RefSeq and is a predicted model, not a curated record. Lineage: Eukaryota; Metazoa; Arthropoda; Insecta; Hymenoptera; Apidae. Gene Ontology annotation, molecular function: structural constituent of ribosome. Gene Ontology annotation, cellular component: ribosome; mitochondrion. Gene Ontology annotation, biological process: translation.